AUGGAGGCAAGAUGGAGACCCAUAUGCUACGAAAGAGUAGACAAACUGGUUCGGAGGUGGUCUGGAUCUCCAGACAAUCGUUUCCCAUUUUCGUCCCAGAAUGUUGAUGUUAUGAUUUAUGAGUUGUAUGAGGCUGUUCGCGAUGAGAACCAAGAUGUGUACAACUUUGUUGGCGUAUUGGACGAAGUUUCUGGACGAAAACAGCUCGACUUGUCCAUUAUUAUCGAUCAAGUCACACCAGCUGGUGAUUCGUUGCUUCAUGUUGCUGCUGAAUUUGGGAGGAAAGAGAUCGCAGAGCUAAUAGCUUGUUUCUUUCCAAAGCUCCUGUACAAGGCAAAUAUAAAAGGCGACACUCCACUCCAUGUUGCUGCUAGAGCCAAGAAUAAUGAAGUGAUGAAGAUCAUUCUCUUGACGUUUGAAAAUAUUGAUACAAGUCACUUGAUAACAUCAGAGAACAAGUUUGGGAACACACCUUUGCAUGAAGCUGUUCUCAGCAAAAAUCUUGAUGGUGUGAAUAUACUAUUGAAAGCUCAUGACGAUGUUGCUCUGGCUCGUUAUUGGAACAACACUUAUCCUAAUAAAUCGCCAAUGUAUUUGGCAGUCCUGACAGGGGAUUUGGAAAUUCUUCAUCGUCUCUUGCAAAUUCCAUUCCCUUCAAAUCUGACCAUUUCAAAUUGUCGAGGAAACUCUCCUCUUCAUGCCGCCAUAUUAGAACGCAAACCUGAUGUAUUGCAAGAGAUACUCAACGUAAGAGAAGAGUUAAUGUAUCUAAGAGAUGAAAAUGAAGAAACUCCUCUUCAUUGUGCUGCACGCGUUGGUUACUUGGAAGGUGUUAGCGUACUGUUAAACAAAUCUAAUUUGACGGCCUUUCAAAAAAAUUCAGAAGGCAAUCUUCCAGUUCAUCUUGCUUGUGAGGGAGGCCAUGUUCGAGUGGUCAAAAAAUUGCUUGAAGAAAAGUGUCCUUGGCCUGAUGUUAGGCUUUGGCUCAACAAUAAUGGCCAAAACAUGUUUCACAUUGCAGCAAGGAAUGGAGAAAAAAAUGUGGUGAAAUACUUGUUGAAAAACCCCAAAAUUAUUCAUGAUGAAACCAUGAAUGAGAAAGAUGUAAAUGGAGAUACCCCACUUCAUUUGGCUUCAAGAAACCUUUGUCUUUGGACCCUGCUCCAUCUCUCACGAGACAAAAAGAUUGAUGUGAACCUUGUCAAUAAUGAAGGUUUCACAGCUCGAGAUAUUGUUCGGGUGCAAUCAAAAAUUCCAAUGAGACAUCAAGAGUUUCUAGCAGAUGUAAUUUUGAAAAGUGCUGGUGUCCCCUUGAAGACAAAUAUAUUGGGUGUAGGACAUGUAGCAUCUAUCAAUAGAGAAUGGAACGUGAAGGAAGCAGCCAACACACUCAUACUUGUGGCUAUACUAAUAGCCACAGUUACAUUUGCUGCUGGUUUCACAGUUCCAGGUGGCAUACAUGAUCCAGAUGAUAAAAUCCCAAAAGAAAGAGGCAAGGCAGUUUUUGCUUGUCAUACAUUAUUCGACAUAUUCAUGACUUUCAACACAAUCGCUAUGUAUAGUUCCACCUUGGGUUCUAUUAUUCUUCUAUGGGUCCAAUUGGGUGAUCGUCAUUUUGCUGAAGGAGUGUAUAGGUUUGCUAAGAUUUUUGUUUAUGUGGCUCUUUUAACCAUGCCCAUUGCAUUUCUAGCUGCUAUAUGCUUGACAGUGAGCAAUAAUCCAUUGCUUACAUGCAUUCUAAGUGUCAUUGGAUUCAUCUUCAUUUUCUUCAUCUUGUUUGCUCGUAUUUUGGGAAGAUUCCCACUUGGAAUUCGCCUUCCUGUUGUUCGUCAAAUUGGAGAUCUUUUCAUUAGGAUUAUUCUUAUUUUGUUUUAUGAAAAGAAUGAUAUUUUGCUUGGUGAAGAAGGUGGAAUCAAUCAAUACCAUCCAAAUGAGAAAGCUAACAAAGUCAUCAAUAAAGUUGACCAAGUCAAUCCCUUGGAUAGAAAAGAUCAAAGCAAUGAAGUCUGUGAAGUCCGUCUUGUCAAUCGAUUUUAUGCAUUUGGGUCCUACCAUUUAUCGGGCCCAUAGCUAUGAGUUGGGGUGUCCAUCCUUGUCCUUAUCCAAUGGCGGAGGGAGACCAGCAAGGGUAGUGGCUUUCACAAUUUUUUUAAAUUUUUUUAUGUUAUAUAGGUGUUGCAUACUUCAAGUCUCCCUAAAAUUUAUAAAAACUUUAUAGCAUAUAUGCUUUUUAAUUUCGACCUCCCUUAUUUUUAAAUCUUGGCUCCGCGGUCCUUAUCCAGUCAGCUUAUGACUCGAUU
Molecule: messenger RNA, 2300 nt
Organism: Prosopis cineraria
Lineage: Eukaryota; Viridiplantae; Streptophyta; Magnoliopsida; Fabales; Fabaceae
Product: protein ACCELERATED CELL DEATH 6-like
Exons: 4
Coding region: 1-2070 (689 amino acids)
Cellular component (GO): plasma membrane
Molecular function (GO): protein phosphatase 1 binding; protein phosphatase regulator activity
Source: RefSeq, a predicted model, not a curated record